Symbiodinium necroappetens is the source of this 552-nucleotide messenger RNA. The record is from the annotation of a GenBank genome assembly. Lineage: Eukaryota; Dinophyceae; Suessiales; Symbiodiniaceae.
GUCUCCUCGAGUCAGCCGCAGGGUGAUGCCCACACGGCAAGGACCUCGCGAUCGGAAGAUGACAAGGCCACAGAUGCCGACACGAGCAGCAGUAGUGCUGCCGAGGAUCGCGAAGCGGCUUUUCUGUUGGGUCCGUCAGAGUUCCCCAGCAAGUUGGUAUUCUCGGCAUCGAGGUUGCCCGGCAUGGGAUGGAACAGCUUUGAUACUCGCGUGGAGGGUUUCAGCUCUCAGAGGCAAGUUGCGCUCAGCGAUGUUCUGCGCCUGAAUCAGGGUGUGGAAGGGCAGCAGCUCUCGUUCGGCUCUGCUUUGCACAUGGGCGACGGGGUGGAUCCGCUUUGCCUUGUUUGUAGUUACCACAAGCCGCCGAGACGCUUCUGCACGAAAGGCGCUUUCUGCGACUUUUGCCAUCUACACAGUGGCCGAAGGAAGAAGAAACCAAAGGCUCAGGCUAGUCAAGCCUGGCCACCAGACGUGCCCGUGGCAUACGGUUUGCAGAGACCGCUGCAGCCGGGCAUCAGCACCACGCCAAUCCUUCGAGGCAUACAGCUCUGA